This is a messenger RNA of Polyodon spathula (Mississippi paddlefish), 791 nucleotides long. RefSeq lists its product as uncharacterized. NCBI's taxonomy places the organism in Eukaryota, Metazoa, Chordata, Actinopteri, Acipenseriformes, Polyodontidae. The transcript is spliced from 2 exons. The coding region runs from base 36 to 791 and encodes 251 amino acids. The record is from RefSeq and is a predicted model, not a curated record.
AUACUCCCAGCUCCCGAAUAACAACGCUCGCAAAAAUGACGCAGCUCUCUGCGUUCCUCCUUUUACUCCUGCUGGCGAGCAACGCUGCCGCGGAUAACUCCACAACCGGCGCCCAGCAAGCCACACUGUCACCUACCGCCCCCCCAAGCACGUAUCCCGGCACGCCAACCUCCGAGACAGGGGCUCGCACCUCGACCGCCGGGAAGGAAAUCCCUACGGAGACGACCGGGACGUCAGCUGCCGUUCGCGUGACAGAAGGAGCCGGUCAGAAACAAACUACCAUGAAAACUCCUUGGCCUUUGAAGAAAGCAAGCCAUGCAGAAAUGCAGCCUCAUCAUGGAUCUCCGCGAGUCAUUUAUGAAGAGCCGGGUUCGAGCCGCACCACCGUAGUCGUGCUCCUGUUCCUCCUCUUGGUGGCGCUGGCCGCCUUGCUAGUUUAUUUCUACCACCGGCUCAACAGAGAGACGGAGGGAGGGUACACCUUCUCGAAGCUGUUUCCGGCGAACUCUAUGGACGACUUGGGGGAGGCACGAGGACCCCGGGCGUGGCUCAGUGGGGCGCUGGCUUUCUUUAGGGACAGACAGGGGAGCGGGGGAGAGGAUUUGGAGGCCGGGGGGCAGGACGAGGAGGAGGAAGACCGCGAGGAGGAAGGUUGCAAAGCAGCAGCCGCGGGAGAGAAAGAGGAGAGGCCGCCGACAGACGCAGAAAAUUUGGAUUCGGAUUCGGGUGAUUACUCCAGUAUGGAGGGUUUUGAUUUGGCGAAGGGGGCGAAGGGGAAGAGGGAGGGGUGA